This is a messenger RNA of Phytophthora nicotianae INRA-310, 2359 nucleotides long. RefSeq lists its product as hypothetical. Gene Ontology annotation, cellular component: nucleus. NCBI's taxonomy places the organism in Eukaryota, Oomycota, Peronosporomycetes, Peronosporales, Peronosporaceae. The record is from RefSeq and is a predicted model, not a curated record. Bases 1 to 1416 code for a protein of 471 amino acids. The transcript is spliced from 2 exons. Gene Ontology annotation, biological process: mitotic recombination; double-strand break repair via homologous recombination; double-strand break repair via single-strand annealing.
AUGAAGCGGAGGCUGAGCGAGAUGUCGGACGUGAAGGACGUGAAGACCGAGCCCGACGAUCUACAGCAGACGGUGGCGACGCUCGUCGCGCAGCAAGUGGCUGCGGCAUUGCUAGCUCCACUUAGUGGCGGUAGCACGGCACGCUUCGGGCGCGUAGCCUUCAGGGAGCAAGAACAGCAAAGUGUGGGCGCCUUCCUCCACCAGAAAUUGGGCAAGGACAGUCUGGCUCGAAGGCCUGGACCUGGAGGUCGCAAGUUGACAUACAUUGAGAGUUGCAAGGCCAUCGAACUGGCCAAUCGCGCGUUUGGGUUCAAUGGGUGGUCAUGUCAUAUCGUUGAGUGCAAAGAGGAAUAUAAAGAGAAGAAGGGCGAUCGAUGGAGCAUCGGGUACAGCGCCUUGGUGCGCAUUGAGCUGAAGGACGGCACGAGCCAUGAAGACGUUGGUUUCGGUACAUCAGAUGGACAGAGAGACCUAGGGGCAGCGCUGGAACAGGCGAAGAAGGCGAGCAUUUCGGAUGCGAGGAAGAGGGCGCUGAGAUUGUUUGGCGAGUACCUUGGCAACUCGUGCUAUGACAAAGACCAUAUCAAGGACGUGAACUCGAACAAGCCCAUGGCUCCGCUGGCAGCAGCACCGAACGUGAUUCUCCCAGGACAGCAACAGCAGGGAGCAGCAGCUGCACAAGCUCCUAUUAUCAAUAGGCAACCUAGAGCGCAGAAUGGACCCCAGCCGCCACCACAGAACCAACUCCAGGCUCAGCAACAGCGACCGCCGCAGACUAUUCAACACCAACAACAGGUUCAGCAAUCUAUUCAGCACCCGCAACCUCAGCAACAACAGCGUCAGCCUAUUCAACAACAACGACCUCAGACACCCCAGCAAUCGAUCCAGCAGCGCCAACCUCAGCAACAACAGCACCAGCAGAUCCAGCAACAACGACCUCAGACGCCUCAGCAAUCGAUUCAGCAGCAACAACAGCGCCAGCCUCAACAGCAGCAGCAGCAGCAGCGUCAACCACAGCAGCCUCAGCAAUGGAAGCCGCCCCAAGUCUUGCGAAAUCCACAUCAAAUGAAUGGCAAUUCAUCCAUGCAGGUGGCCAAUUCAAGAGCUUCGACGAUGCAAACAGCUACAAGCAGCAGUACGAAUUCUGGGCAUGAAGCUUCUACUUCAACAGCUGCACCAAGCUCUUCUUCCAGUCCGUUCUGUCCGCAGCCGCAGCGUUGGAUAUCUUCAAACGCACCGCCUCCGCCGCGCAUGAUGACUUCGAAUUACCCUCCAACAAUUGUGAAGACGGAGCAUCCUGCGACGGUUCAAGCUCAAUCAAACGCACAAUACAACAUGGAUGACCUCAGCCUCUCUCAAUUCGAUUACGAUCCUAACGCGGAAAGCAGCAAUCCAGCCAAGAAGAUGCGGUCGUAACACGAAUGUUACUACGGAAAGUCGCGGAGACUCGAUCAAGUUAAAUGAAUGAGCUAAGUGGUGAAACUGAGGCACAUGAAUCCUACGGAAUGAUGCCGUUUGUGAUCUUCUGGAACUGGUCGUAGCGCUUGGUCCACUUGUUCUUGUAACUCGCGCGAAUCAUCUUGACCACCGCUUUAACAGUUUUCUCAGUGGAGUAGUUAAGCAGAAAACGACUGCGAAGCUUCUGCAGGUCGCGAGACACGUCACGUCCUUGAAAGCACGGGAAGGUUGAGUUGUGCAUCAUAAUCUCGACAAGCGCCACCACCCGGUCAGAUUUCCGUUGAGCGGCUAGCAAGCCUAAUGCCACCAGCUGCACAAACUCGCCGAAUAGUGGGGACGAUACCCCGCCCAGCACAGCGACCAUCUCUUUGGUUAACUUGAAAGGUGCCGUCUCGAAGCUCCAGUUGCCGCCUGGAGCAAUGCCGAGCAUAAAACCGAAGUCGAUGUGCACGAGGUAGCCUUCUGUGUCGAGCAUGAUGUUUCCGUUGUGGCGAUCUUUGAUCUGAAGCAAGUAGCACACGAUGGAGUAGGCUGCAAGACUGUGCAGGAAAUUACGCUGGGCCUUCUUGAAAUCAUCACCAACACCGUAAGUUCUCUCGAAGUGAGCGCGCAAGCCUGCAUAGUCGCUUCUCUUCUUGAGGCCAUCCAACGACUGCGCGUCAGUGAUGGUCUCCAGUAGACCACUGGUACGACCCGUGGACACAAUUCGAUAUGGACGUAGCCACAAUGGCAGGCCACUCUCACGGAAAAUGUUCUGGAACGUGGUGAUCAGCUGCAUCGCAAAGACUUCCUGUCGAAUAUCGUCAUUGCUUUUGGAGAUCUACACACGAGUAGGACAGAGUCAACCCCUAAUGAUAAGCACUAAACCAUGCAGUAUACGUACCAGUGAGAUAACGUUCCA